Molecule: messenger RNA, 838 nt
Organism: Panicum virgatum (switchgrass)
Lineage: Eukaryota; Viridiplantae; Streptophyta; Magnoliopsida; Poales; Poaceae
Exons: 2
Coding region: 66-443 (125 amino acids)
Biological process (GO): mRNA processing
Source: RefSeq, a predicted model, not a curated record
CAACACAAGCGUCAGCCCAGCCAAGCCUCCAUUCCCGACGAAACCCUCUUUCUCGCACGUCUCCGAUGGCCGCCGCCGCCGGGCCGCUCCGCCGGCUGCUCCUCCGCAUCCGCGACCCGCCGCCGCUCCCCUUCAACGCGCUCCUCUCCCGCCUCCCGCCGCACCUCCAGCAGGGCCCCAUCCUGACCCCGGAGCCGCCUCCGCUCCCGGCCUCGACGCCGACCCGGACGCCGCCCGCGAACCUCCGCGACUCCCUCCUCUCCUUCCACCCGGGACUCCAGAUACACCCGUGCCUAGAUCCGAUCGGGGAUGCCCCCGCCGUGGAGGAGGGCGGCGGAGAGGCGGCGGAGGUGUGGGCGGACAGCGUGAAGAAGAAGCGCAAGCGCAAGAUGAACAAGCACAAGCUCCGCAAGCUUCGGAAGCGACUCCGCCGCCAGACAUGAGCUCUCUCUCCGCUUCGGUAUGAAGGUUGUUGGACUUGAAACCAGGGUCUCCAAUGCCAUUACACGCUGGUUCUGGGCUGACCACGGCUGCGGUUUUUUGUUUGGCAAAGGAGCUACUUGUUCAAUAGCAGCCAUCAAUUGUUGGUACUAACAUUCUAGAAACAAUGACAGAACUCAUAAUGAAACUGAGCCAUGAUCGAGCUAGGUUUAAAUCUUGAUUUCUGCCAAAUAAAAGCUCCAGAUUCAGUUGUUUUGUUGCUGCGGAAGUGCUUCACAAAUUUUAUUUGAGGGAACCUGAACUUUUGCACUCUUGAGUGCUGUUUAUCCUGUUGAUACCUGACAAGUUAGUUGAGGCCUGCCUUUAUGGUAUCACCUGGAUCUAUACUUACCUUUCA